Dendrobium catenatum is the source of this 721-nucleotide messenger RNA. RefSeq lists its product as uncharacterized. The transcript is spliced from 4 exons. Lineage: Eukaryota; Viridiplantae; Streptophyta; Magnoliopsida; Asparagales; Orchidaceae. Bases 48 to 494 code for a protein of 148 amino acids. The record is from RefSeq and is a predicted model, not a curated record.
AAAAAUUUCCUUGAAAAAAAAUCAAUAUUGACAUUCCUAGCUUGAACAUGACCCAAGGUGCUAUGCUGGAAAAGGCGAGCAAGGCCGCGGCGGCGAUUACCGCAACGGCAGCUGCGGCCGCCAAGAAGGCGGCAACUCAAGAAGGGCCGAGGAGCUAUCAGUUCACCUGGAAGGAGAAGCUAGCCAGGUAUAAGGACGAGCUCUCCAAUGGUGUGUGGGGUUAUUGGGAGCUCGGUGCCUGGAAACCCCUUGCCCUUAGUGCGCGCAAGCGCGCCGCCAUUCGUAAGGAAGUUCUCCUUGCCGAAGAGGUCUGGCCUUACGACCCGCCUAAAAAGGAGAUGAGAAACAAGAGGAAAGGCCACAAGUGCGAUCGUGUUGCUGCUGAGAAGCGGGCUCAUACUUCUGAGCUGAUGAAGAAGAUGCCCGAGAUGCUGUUGGAUUACAAGAAACGCAGGUGGGAGAAAAAGAUGAAACAAGAGGAUGCAAAAGACUGAUCACCAUCAGCAUUAUUAGAGUAAUGCUUUUCUGCUGCUUCAAAUCUUUAAUCUUUAGCAUGUGUAGUACAAAAGAUUCUCCUGGGCCUCAAUCUCCUAACUUGUUAAGGGUAAUAGGAGAAAAAUUUCUAAGUACCAAGAAGCCUGUAUAUUUUACCAUCUUAUUUGAAUUUACAGUUCAUGCACUCUAAUAUUGAGCUCGUACAAUGCCGCCUUCUUAAAAAGUC